AUGGGCUCCGGCCAAGAUGUUCCUACCUUUUUUAAAGGAAUGGAACACAUUUCCAAAAUCUUAGGUCCAGCCUCAAAGGCUUCAAUUCCCGACAUCAUAGCCAUGGUUAUUAUUGGGAUUGUUGCGUCGAUAUACCUAUCGAGAGGCAUCUUCUGGGACAAGCCGGAUCCUUACUCUUAUACGCUUUUCGAGAGACCACAACAGCAAGAAGGAGCCGGGAAUGCGAAGGCUAUGUCCGACGCUCAAAAGCGCGACGAACGAAACAUCGCUAAAAAGAUGACAGAAGCAGGCAAGACUCUUGUCAUAUUCUGGGGAUCUCAGUCGGGCACGGCGGAAAGACUGGCAACUCAACUCGCAAAGGAAUGUCAAUUGAGAUUCGGUGUUGGCACGAUUUGCGCGGAUCUUUCUGACUAUGACCCGGAAUCGAUUUCUGACCUGAGCAGUAACCAUAUUGCUAUUUUCAUUUUGUCGACCUACGGAGAGGGCGAUCCGAGUGACAAUGCUACUGGCCUCUGGGAUUGGAUGCAAAGCACUACUGCCACUCCGACCAGUAGUUCGGACACAGGGCCACGGCUAGCAAAUCUUCGCUAUGGUGCCUUUGGUCUUGGAAACAGCAACUACAAAAACUACAACCGGGUCAUCGACGUAACAGUUGACUUUCUCGAUAACUCUGGCGCGAAAUCAUUCAUUACGGUAGGAAAAGCCGACGAUGCAGAGAGAUCUACCGAGGAAGACUUCCUGUCGUGGAAAGAUAGCCUUUUCUCCGCGUUUCGUACCGAUUUCCAGUAUAUCGAAAAAGCGGUCGAGUUUCAACCAACAAUAGCUGUGAUCGAGGACGAGUCUCUUGAGCCUAUCGACCUACAUCAUGGAGAGCCUACGCAUCCAGCAGAUAAUAACAAAAAAGGAGCGGCGGCUUGUUCUCGGAUUCAAACACUAGGCAUCAAGAACGCAAGAGAGCUUUUCAUUUCAACGGAUCGUCACUGUGUUCAUAUGGAACUCGACCUGUCCGAAUUUCCGGAGAUGAAUUACAAGACAGGAGACCACCUAGCACUUUGGCCCUCUAGUCCCAAUAACGAGGUUGAAUUGCUUAUCCGAUCACUCGGCCUUCAAAACAAGCUGGAUACUCCGUUACUUCUCAGGUCUCUUGACCCAAGUAACAUCAAGAUAGAGCUUCCAAGCCCGACGACAAUUCGAGCUCUCUUCACCCGCUACCUGGAAAUUGGUGCACCAGUAUCUAGAAGCACUAUCGAGGGACUUGCCCAAUUUGCCCCAAAUCCUGAAGCAAAGGCCUUUAUUCUCAAGCUUGGUCAAGAUAAACUGGAAUAUUCAACUUACCUCACCCACACACACGUUACUUUGGGACGCCUUCUCAUCCUUGCAGGCAACGCAACUUCGAGUUGGUCAAAGCUGCCACUUGAAUUCGUGAUUGAGUCGUUGCCUCGUAUGCAACCACGAUAUUACUCAAUUUCUUCCAGCAGUGUUUUGAACCCGCGACGAGUAGCAAUAACAGCUCUCGUAGCAGCGGAUCCAUUACCAAAAAACCCACACGCUGCAAUCAACGGAGUGGCUUCGAAUUACCUGCUAGCUCUCAUGAAAGCGCAAGUUUUGUCACACAGCCCAGCUGUAACAAACACAGGCAUAAUCGCUCCGGAAUACGAUCUUGCAGGUCCGAGUGAUUCAUUGCUACAGGGUCAAAAGCUCUACGCUCACAUCCGGAGAAGCAAAUUUAGACUUCCAACGCAAAGCACGUGCCCGAUUAUUAUGAUUGCAGCGGGAACCGGAAUUGCUCCCUUCCGUGCUUUUAUCGCCGAGCGGGCCAAACUUCACAAUGUAGGAAAACCUGUCGGUCAGAUGCUUCUGUUCUUUGGCUGCCGGAGAUCAGAAGAGGACUUUAUUUAUCAAAAUGAGUUGUUGCAAACACAGAAGGGUCUUGAUAAUGGAAAAGAGAGUCUUUUUAAGAUUAUGACAGCAUUCUCUAGAGAGCAAAAUGGCCAAAAGGUUUACGUGCAGCAACGGGUGAAAGAAUACGGGGCCGAGGUUGUUCGUUUGAUGGAGGAAGAAGGUGCCAAUCUCUACAUUUGUGGCCGCGCUACAAUGGCUAGAGAAGUUAGUGGCACCUUGGGCGAGUUUUUGAUCCAGACAAGGGGAUGGAACGAUAGCCAAGCCCAAAAUUGGACUCAAGAUUUUAGGAAGAGAGGAAAAUGGAGAGAAGACGUUUGGGGAUAG
Molecule: messenger RNA, 2226 nt
Organism: Talaromyces rugulosus
Lineage: Eukaryota; Fungi; Ascomycota; Eurotiomycetes; Eurotiales; Trichocomaceae
Exons: 1
Coding region: 1-2226 (741 amino acids)
Cellular component (GO): cytosol
Molecular function (GO): NADPH-hemoprotein reductase activity; FMN binding; flavin adenine dinucleotide binding
Source: RefSeq, a predicted model, not a curated record